Messenger RNA from Triticum dicoccoides, 1911 nucleotides. RefSeq lists its product as uncharacterized. NCBI's taxonomy places the organism in Eukaryota, Viridiplantae, Streptophyta, Magnoliopsida, Poales, Poaceae. The record is from RefSeq and is a predicted model, not a curated record. The coding region runs from base 1 to 1911 and encodes 636 amino acids. The transcript has 4 exons.
AUGCAUGGCAAGCGUGACCGCCUCAUCGGCGACCGUUGUCUUUCCGUCUUAACCGAUGAGAAGCAGGAUAUAAGCGAUCUGCUUGGUUACAUCCAUGGUUUCUACAGGGAGGCGCUCGAUCUGCUCCCGAUGGCGGCGAUUCCCUCGCUGGCCCCGCGCCUCCUCAAGGCCGGCAUGCCCAUCGGCUUCCUCGACCCAGUCUCCAACAUCAUCGCCAACACCAUCGCCUACACCCCUCCGCCGACGCUUCAAUCCGACGAGGGGGUGGAGGCGCCGUCGUCGGAGUGGAUCCUCUCCAAGAUCAUCACCGACAUGAACGACAAGUCUGUCUUCAGAGUGCCGCUUUCCCGGCAAAAUGCCCAUGGUAUGACCCUCGCGCGGCGGUCGCUGGACGGUCUUGUCAGCUUCCUCACCUCCCACUACCGCUACCUCAUCAGCAGGGAAGCCAUGAGCUACCUGCUCCUGGCCAGGGCCGACCUUCUCACCGCUGUGCGCCUCAUCGAGCGAGAUCGUAACAAGGGGCACAGUGUGUUCAGUAUUACCUCCUCUACCAACAAGGUCGCUCUGGAAUGUGCUGCUGUGUCUGCAAGGCAUCCUGAACCAGAUGUCCUGGUGAAAGCGUCGCUGACUAUGGCCUCUCCCGACGUCUCCAUGCUUUUGACUGGACAAGACCCUCUCUCGCCUGCAACCCUCGAGAGGAUCGCCGAGCUGCUCAGGCAAGGCCCUACGGGCAUGGAUCUCAUCAACAUAUCACUGGAUUAUCUUCGUGUUAAUGAGAAGGACAACAAUAAAAAGAGAAAGAGAAGCCGACAGACAUCAGAAUCCACAGAGGGGAGUAGGGCACAUAAGAAGAGGCUCGGUCCUCAGUUGACAUUCAGAUACACGCUGGCUCUGAAGCUUUUGCUCCUUGGCAAGAUCCAUGGGCACUACCUAGAGGCACUUGCCAAACUGCCUCGGGACGGCCUGCGCAGGCAUCACCACUGCAGCCCCCUGAGGGGUGGAUACUGCUAUGGCCCCAGGGAUCCUGUCUCCAACAUCAUCCUCAACACCAUCUGUUUCCAGGACGCCUAUAUGCAAGCGGCGGUUGUUUCAUGGCACGAUGACCCUGAUGAGCUGGUCAAAUUUGCUACGUCUUCAUUGAACAUGGAGUCUGCCAAGUUGUUAGCACUAUUGCAGGGCACACUUACCAACGAUGGAGUUGAAUGCCUCACCAUGGCUCUGCCACAUAAAUCUCCACCUACCCAGUCCGAGGAGCAGGCUCAGCAACCGAACCAGGUGACCUCAAGCUCACAGGUCUUGAGCAAGAACCAGAAAAUUUUCAUUUCAGAGUUCCGGAAAAAGUUUAGGCGCGACCAAAACUUCUUUGUCAGAAAGGUCAAGGCGGUAUCGAGCGACUACUCUCAGCAAAAAGGGGUGCACUAUAAACUUCAUAUCAUUUGCGGACCAAGUGUUGCUCUCGUUAAGAAGAAAUUCCAAUUUGAAUACUUCCAUAUCAACUUUUUGGCAACAGCGCCAAAUUCUGCUGUCGCAUCUCCAGAACUGUUCUUUGCUCAAUGUAGCAAUAGUAUCAAAGAGAGGCAGGAGAGACCAUCCUGGUGCACCCCUGUAUCGGAUUCUUCUAUAGAUAAUGCUCGAUGUUUCUCUUGUGAGUUUAAUGGGGCGAAGAUUGUGCAUCCAUAUGAUGAAAUAUACUAUGGGCGCUACGAGGAUUUCAAACUUAUGGCUCAUGGUAAACAUGGCACUCAGAAUGAACUCCUUACCAGUUCCUGUCAUUCUGAUUCUGAUGUAAUGGCCACAAUGACACAAGAUUUCAUCUAUUUUUAUCCCAAUAUGGAUUCAAAGUUUGCAGAAAUGAACCCUAUCUCCAAUGUGGCUAGGAAGUUGAAAGAAUGGAAGGGUAGAAUCUUCUGA